AUGAAGUUCUCCAUCAUUGCUCUGGCUUUGGGUCUCGUUUCCCUCACUUCCGCGCGUAGAAGCGCCCAGCAUGUGGGCAAGAAGCUCCCACAGCUCAAGCGAGCUCCAGCGCCUCACGCGCACCCUGUUGUGCCAGAACUCGAGAAGCGAGCAGCACCGCACAAGUUCUUGAACAAUGCCACCAAAAAAUAUGCGGUCAAUGGCACCGGAAUCCCUGAUGUGGAUUUUGACGUGGGCGAAUCCUAUGCCGGCCUCUUGCCUAUCUCCAGCGAAAAGAAUGCUUCGGAGCUGUACUUUUGGUUUUUCCCUUCGUCGAACCCGAAUGCGACCAAUGAGAUCCUGAUUUGGUUGAAUGGCGGUCCUGGGUGCAGCUCCCUAGAAGGCUUCCUGCAAGAGAACGGACCGUUCCUCUGGCAAUACGGUACAUUCAAGCCAGUGCGCAACCAAUGGUCGUGGACAAAUCUGACGAACGUGGUGUGGGUUGAGCAACCUGUUGGCACCGGCUUCAGUCAGGGCACCCCGACAGCAACGUCGGAGGCAGACGUGGCUUCGCAGUUCCUUGGCUUCUUCAAGAACUUUGUCGAGCUUUUCUCAAUGCAGGGCUACACCGUCUACAUCGCCGGCGAAUCCUACGCAGGGUACUACGUGCCUUAUAUUGCCGACGCCAUGUUCAAUGCGAACGACACUGAAUUCUACAACAUCAGCUCGAUCAUGAUCUACGACCCCAGCUUGAGUUAUGACGUGGUGCAAGAACAUAUUCCGGUCACAGCAUUUGUCGACUAUUGGCUACCGCUCCUCGAUCUCAAUGCCAGUUUUGUCCAGCAACUGCAUAACAUGUCGGACGCUUGCGGGUACACCGCCUUCAUGGAGGAGAAUCUGGUGUUCCCUCCCAAGGGACCCUUGCCAACACCACCGAACGCCGAUCUCAGCGAUGACUCGUGCGAUACCUUUGACGCGGUCUUCUUCGCGGCGUCGGCCAUCAACCCGUGUUUCGACAUCUACCAAGUGGCGACGACAUGUCCACUGCUGUGGGACGUGCUUGGUUUCCCCGGGUCGUUCGACUACGUCCCUCAAGGAGCCUCGAUCUACUUCAACCGCAGUGACGUGCAGAAGGCCAUCAACGCUCCUCAUCAAGAGUGGAUGGAGUGCACCAAUGUGGACGUGUUUGUCAACAACACGGAUAACUCGCUGCCGUCGGCGCUGAGCGUCCUGCCCGGGGUUAUUGAAAGUGCGGACAGGGUCAUCAUUGGCCACGGUAUUCUCGACAUGAUCCUGCUGUACAACGGUACUUUGCUUGCGAUUCAGAACAUGACGUGGAAUGGUGCUCAGGGGUUCUCGGCUCCUCCCUCACGUUUUGGUGAUAUGUAUGUCCCAUACUACACCGAAUUCGACUUUGAACUGGGGUCGACUGCUGGAUCGGGUUUUAUGGGCAAAUGGCAUACCGAACGAGGAUUGACACUGGCGACGGUUGAGUUGUCUGGACACAUGAUCCCGCAAUACGCUCCAUCUGCGGCAUACAGAAUGCUAGAAUUUUUGUUGGGCCGGAUCCCGAGCCUGGGAACGGUUGGCCCAUUCACGACACUGCAGAGUACGAGCUACUGA
Messenger RNA from Fonsecaea nubica, 1602 nucleotides. RefSeq lists its product as hypothetical. Bases 1 to 1602 code for a protein of 533 amino acids. Gene Ontology annotation, molecular function: serine-type carboxypeptidase activity. Lineage: Eukaryota; Fungi; Ascomycota; Eurotiomycetes; Chaetothyriales; Herpotrichiellaceae. Gene Ontology annotation, biological process: proteolysis. The transcript is spliced from 4 exons. The record is from RefSeq and is a predicted model, not a curated record.